AUGUCUACAAAGAACGGUGUAAUCAAUCCAAACGAGACUCUUUGUAUUCCUAGUUGGAUAUGUGUUGAAUAUUUUCAUGAUGUUGUGUUCAAAGACAAUCCCGAUAUGGCAACAAUAAUAGGUUUCACUUCAACAGCAGCUACACCUCCGGGAGAAAAUUAUACAUCAAUAAUGCUGCGUUUGCAUUUUACGUUAGAGAUGAAAGAUGGUUCCCUAAAGGAGAAAACCUACAUUUUAAAAACCAUGUUGGAAAAUGAAAAAGCAUUUCAAACCAUCUAUAAAUUGGCUUUAUUCCCCAAAGAGAUGAAAAUGUACAGUGAAUAUUUGCCGGCUUUUGAGAAACUAUAUAGAGCUAUAGGUUGGAAUAUUAAAUUGUCUCCCCGAUGUUUGCUCUCUGAGAAAAAGGGUGAUCUUAUCAACUUAGUCUUUGAAGAUUUGCAAGAAGAAAAUUUCAAAAACAUAGAUCGGCUAAAGGGAUGCAAUAUGUCGCAUAUGCGACAAAUUUUAAGAAAAAUAGCCGAAUUGCAUGCAGCCAGUGCAGUGUAUGAACAGCAAUAUGGAGCAUAUCCAGAAGAAUUUCAAUUUAGUUUUAUAAACCAACUUCAGGAUGAGGCAUAUUUGAAAAGGAAGUUUGAUGUGCGUACCAACAGUUAUAAAAAGGCAAUGUCUCAAUGGGAUUGCAGUGAGGCAGAGGAAUAUAUAAAGAAGUUUCCUACAUUUGAACAAUAUAGGAAAUGUGUCAUGGUUAGCAUGCAGCCCUCGCCUUACUCGUUUAAUGUUUUAAAUCAUGGCGACUUUUGGUCUAAUAACAUAAUGUUCUUCUACGAUGCCAAUGGUGAUCUCCAUGAAACUCUUUUAUUGGAUUUUCAAGUCUGUAAAUGGGGAAGUCCUGCUGAGGAUUUGUUAUUCUUGCUUACCAUAUCGCCGGAAUCAGAAAUACGCUUCAAGGAAUAUGAUCAUUUUAUAACCAUCUAUCAUCAGCGUUUAUUGGAAUGUUUAAAGGCUUUGGAUUAUAGAAAAUCCUUACCGACGUUAAGAUCUUUGCAUCAGGCAAUGUAUGAUAAAAGGAAUACAUUUUACGCCUUCUACGCCUGUCUUAAUCGGUUGCCAGUCACUUUCCUGCCCCCUGAUAGCAAUUCGAGUAUUCAAAAUUUUGAUCGUCCCGAUGAAGUGGGUGAAAAAUUGCGCAUGAAAGCGUAUACAAAUUCCAUAUUUGUGGAUGUUAUAAAGAAUGUCUUUAGAUUUUACCAUCAACGUGGUCUAUUUAGUUUUGAGGAUUUUUAUAAACCCCCCAAAAUGACUGCACCAAAUAAAAUAGAUAAUCCAAAUGUAGAUCUUCAUAUACCAUCGUGGAUAAAUUUGGAUUAUUUCAAAGAUAUAGUAGCCAAAGAUGUUCCCGAUAUGGUUGACAUAGUCAACUUUACACCAACGGCUGCCAUACCGCCAGGUAGUAAUUUUACUUCGGCUAUGCUGCGUCUACACUUUGAUUUAAGGAUGAAAGAUGGUUCCCUGAAAUACAAGUCUUACAUUUUUAAGACCAUGUUGGAAAAUGAUAAGGGAGGUAAAAUCAUCAAUGAAUUGGCCUUAUUUCCCAAAGAACUACAAAUGUAUUGCAAAUACCUACCUGCCUUUGAGAAUCUUUAUAAGAAAGCCGGCUGGCAUAUACAAUUGGCUCCCAGAUGUUUGCUGGCCGAGAGGAAAGAUAAUAUUAUUAACUUCAUGUUUGAAGAUUUACAAGAAAGAAAUUUUAAAAAUGCAAAUCGUCUUGAGGGCUUUGACAUGGUGCACAUGCAGCACUCUCUAAGAAAGUUGGCUGAAUUUCAUGCUGCCAGUGCGGUAUAUGAGGAACAAAAUGGUGCAUAUCCCGAAGAUUUUCAAUACAGUUUCAUAGACACACGCCAUAAUUUGUCAUAUCUGCAGAGUAAAUACAACACUACAAUAUCUAGUUAUAAGAAAGCCAUGGCACUAUGGAAUUGGGAUAAAGCCGAGGAAUAUAUACAGAAAUUGCCCACCUUUGAUCAAUAUUGGAAAUGUGCCUUAGCUUCUUUGGAGCCUUCUCCCAAUUCUUUUAAUGUUUUGAAUCAUUGUGAUUUCUGGUCCAGUAAUAUAAUGUUUGCCUAUUUGCCCAAUGGUGAACUGGACAAUACUCUGUUACUGGAUUUUCAAAUUUGUAAAUGGGGUAGUCCAGCAGAGGAUUUGCUAUUCUUUCUUACCACCUCGCCCAAUGGUGAUAUAAUUCUGAAGGAGUAUGAUUCCUUUGUGGUCUUGUAUCAUGCACGUCUGGUGGAAUGUCUAAGAAUUUUGGGUUAUCGGAAAUCCAUACCCAGUUUGAGAUCUAUACAUCAGGAUAUGUUUGACAAAAGAAAUACCUAUUAUGCAUUCUUUGCUUGCAUAAAUCAUGUGCCCAUAGGCUUGUUUCCUGCGGAUAAAGAUUCCAGCAUACAAAAUUUUGCCCGUCCAGAUGAAUUGGGAGAAAAUCUGCGCAUGAAAGCUUUUACAAAUCCUAAUUUUGUGAAAAUUGUAAAGGAUCUAUUUAAAUUUUAUCACCAACGUGGUAUUUUUAAUUUUGAAGAU
Stomoxys calcitrans (stable fly) is the source of this 2574-nucleotide messenger RNA. RefSeq lists its product as uncharacterized. The annotation marks the transcript as partial. Lineage: Eukaryota; Metazoa; Arthropoda; Insecta; Diptera; Muscidae. The transcript is spliced from 8 exons. The record is from RefSeq and is a predicted model, not a curated record.